This is a messenger RNA of Leucoraja erinaceus (little skate), 4313 nucleotides long. RefSeq names its product dishevelled-binding antagonist of beta-catenin 1 (gene dact1). Lineage: Eukaryota; Metazoa; Chordata; Chondrichthyes; Rajiformes; Rajidae. Gene Ontology annotation, biological process: regulation of Wnt signaling pathway, planar cell polarity pathway; negative regulation of JNK cascade; negative regulation of canonical Wnt signaling pathway. Bases 301 to 2802 code for a protein of 833 amino acids. The transcript is spliced from 4 exons. The record is from RefSeq and is a predicted model, not a curated record. Gene Ontology annotation, cellular component: cytoplasm.
CUUCAGCAUAGUUCGAUGAGAGAAUUGGAGAGGCGGGCGCGGACUCACGCACAGACGCGCUUGGCUGCCUCUGUAUUUGAGUCAGGAGGGAGAGCUGUCAUCGGCCGGGGCUGCUGCUGCCGCCGCCUCGACAACAUUGAGAGGAGAGUGUAGUUUGUGAUCCUCAUCCCGGGGAAAACAGUGGAUUUAAAAUAGCCCUGGCAUCAACGGAACAAAAGAACACUGCGGGGAAGACGCCGGGGGUUGGGAGCAAAAUUGAAUCCGAGCUGUUGCAACACACGGUCGCUCGCUCGUUUCACGAUGCCUGUUAACGGGACUCGGCAUCCGAUGAAGCUGGAGGGAGAGUCCCGCAACCGGGAAACGGCAGAGGCUGAGAGCGACCGCAGUCGGACCCGGGACCGGUUCGAAGCCACCUUGGCAGGACUGGGAGAGCUGGAUUUCUUGAAACACAGGCAGGAGUACUUGGUUCGGGGUGCAAUGGAAUUACUGAAAGCCUCGGAGAAGCCGGCAGCUCUGAAAGACGAAAGAAGAAAGGCUUCUCAAGGGGAACUAUAUUUGACCCCUGAGGAAAAGCAAUUAGAAGAUAACAUCCUCAUGUUGAGGAAACAAUUGAACUGCUUGAGGAGGAGAGAUGCUGGCCUCAUUAAUCAGCUGCAGGAGCUGGAUCGACAGAUCAGUGACCUUCAGUUGGAUGCAGAGAAAGGUCCACAUGACAACCUAGAAACGGACAGCAGACCCAGUUCAGGGUUUUACGAACUGAGUGAUGGAGCCUCCGGAUCGCUCUCCAAUUCCUCUAAUUCCGUUUUCAGUGAGUGUUUAUCCAGUUGCCACUCUAGCACCUGCUUCUGUGGCCCUCUGGACGCAUCGCUGAGCAUCACAGAUGGGCGGCCCAAGUCAACAGAGGAUUUCAUUGGCUGGAGGGAUUAUGGAGAGGGGCUGCUUGAAUGCCAAUAUGCCGGUGUUGUUCGACGUUCCUUCUCUGCACCCUAUUCCAGUUCACUUGAUGUGGUUGCCGACAUUCAUCCCAAGUAUCAGUGUGACUUGGUUUCCAAAAACGGUGGUGAUGUCUAUCGGUACCCGAGCCCUCUGCAUGCAGUCGCUGUACAAAGUCCAAUCUUUUUCCAUCCUGCAACCGGGAACGUUAAAGAGGAAGGGGAGAAGCCUCCGGGUGGUGUGAGUACUUCACCAGUGGCACUGGAGAGUGAAUCUGUAAAAACUGAGCCCACUGUUCCAGCCCCCCAGGUCAGUUCUUGUCCAGUUGUGCACCCUUCUACAAUGAAAAAGCUGGAUAAUUAUAUACUCGGCCUCCUUCAGAAGAAAAUCCCGCCUCUUCGACCCAAUAAACCAAGGACUAGCCUCAACACAGACCCUCUAAAGGGGAUCUUGAGGCAAGGUAGUAUCUGUGUGAAACAAUCAGUGGUGCCCCUUAACACUGAUUUGAAAGUGCCAAGAAACCUUCAUACCCAUUCCCUUGCAACCAAUGGCUCUGAAUGCAGUGUGGCAUCACCACAAAGGCAACUUCCAGGCAGUGAAAAGAAACAAGAACAAAAUAACACGCAGGAAUCUAAAACAGAAGCGAUAAGUAACCGAAUAACAGUUCAGACUAACGUUAAUGAAGUGCAGAGUGGUAGCUUGCCUCAGAAGAAGACCAACGUGCUGACCAAUGGACUCACUAAAUGCCCUGUGACUUUUGAUUAUCAAGAAGGUAAUGGUGAGUGUGGCACAUGCACCCCAAAAGAUAAUUCUCAUCAGCACGUCACAGUGCAUGAAGAGAAUGGUGUGCAACCUCCUAAAGUGGCGUUUCCCAAAAGACCGUCGAGACUGCUGCUGGCUUCCUUUCCUUCCACAGUGGAAGAAAGACCAUCACUAGACGACAGGAGUGAAGCAUCAUCUGCGCACAGUUUGGAGGGUACUGGGCAGUUGGUGAAUGCCCAUUUCAUUCCAGCACAGCAGCAGCAGCAGCAGCAGCAGCAGCAGCAGCAAGCGAUGAAAUCCCGUAAAGGCACCAAAAAUGUAAAGGUCAGCAAAUUUAAGAGUUCAACGUUGAAGCCCAGGCCCCACUGUGAAGCACCUCUUCCAUCAAACGCUCAGAGCGUAAAACAAAAACCUAAAGCCGCUCCAAGAAGGUGCCAUUUUUCUGACGACGUUGAACACGUGAAGCGGAAUGCCAAGCGGCCUGUGUCCCGAGCGAAGAAGACCUUCUACACCAUAUCUGAGAACAAUAUUGUGGGUAGACAGACUGGGGCCAAAUCCACCAAGUGUAGUGGGCAGGCAAGGGAAGCUGUCCUGGUCAAGCCCAGGUACAAACAAAGAAUUGAAUACCGAAAGUGGAGGACCACUGCCGAGAUGACCCGUGAAGAAGCAAUAAAACGCUUCAGAAGGCGCAACAGGAAAGAAGUGCCCUGUCCGCUGCCUGGUACAUACUUACAGAAUGGUGGCCUCCCUGCUCUGAAAGGAAGUGAUUCGGAAUAUUCAGCCGAGUGCGAAUCCUUGUUCCACUCCACUGUGGCGGACACCAGUGAGGAUGAGCAGAGUAACUACACCACCAAUUGUUUUGGAGAUAGCGAGUCCAGUUUGAGUGAAGUUGAUUUCGCCGGAGAAUCCACUUCAUCCAGUGACUCUGAUGCAAGUGGUGCACUGGUCUGGCCACAGUUCACCCAGUCUCGACCUGCACAACCAUCGACUGCUGAGUUAAAGAAGUCUCCACCAAAGGCCUUUGUCAAAAUCAAAGCAUCGCACAAUCUAAAGAAGAAGAUCCUACGAUUCAGAUCGGGUUCACUGAAAUUAAUGACAACUGUAUAAGAGAAGUGGAAAUUUGUUGCUGAGAACUCCAAAUGACACAGGAUCUUAUUUUGAAUUGUACACUCUAUGGAGUUUAAAGAUUCAGUUGUCAGAAAUAAGCAUGUACGUUUUGAACUCGGUAUUCUGUGCAUGAUAUUAUUGUUCAAUAUUAGCUCCAAAUUGUACACUGCUAAUUGUAUAUACUACCUGUAUAUUAAUACAUUGUUUCAUGCUUUAAUAAAUUGUUUUACCUUGAAUCUUUAAACUGUUUUAUAAUUAACUGUACUUUUCCCCUUUACAUUUUGCAUAAAGCAAGUAAAGGUUUGAAUUGAUAAAUUCAGUCUGAAACUGUAAAUAAUGUUUGAGGAACCAAUAGUUGUUGCACAGAGGAAGGUCGGAUAUGAAUAAUCAAAACUGGUCUCUCCAAUACCAAUGCAGUAUUCCGAAGAUUCAUUUAACCAAUAAGUAAAAAAUUAUGAAAAAGCCAUAGAAUAAACAUAGGGCAUCUAACUGUCCAAGUGUGCACUUUUUCCCCCCAUGUAAUCUUGUCUAAUCUUGUUCUAUCAAUGAACUAUAGCGUAUUAUAAUGCAGGAUUGAAGUAUCUACUUCCUUAAUGUGGAACCUGGAAUACUCAAAAUUCCUGAGCUCAGAUGUUAAUCAUUCUUGCUCGAAUUGAGUGCCCCAAUGUUUUGCUGCAUUCAACUUGUAUUCCUGAACUUUUCGGCAAAUUAUUUAAAAUCGUCUUAUUUUCUGGAAGUUGUGUUUCAGUUGCCCAUUUUAGAAUGCCUCUGAUAUUUGCACCAUCAAAUGCGGAGUUGGGUUAGUUUGGGCUGACUGUCAUCGAGUGCAAUAGCGAAAGUUGGCCUUGGGGAAAUUAGCUUCAGCAAUCCAAUGUGUAUAUGGACUGGAUUAAUUGGAUUCCCAUUUCUGAUCACCGUGUUUCUGCCUGUUGUGAAGCUAGUUGUGGGUUAAUAGUUGAUGAACGCAAACUAAACUUGAGCAGUUGGUAUUCAUCAAAAUACAACAAAUAAAUGUUUUUAAGGGUUAACAUAUGGACAGUUUAAAAUAUGAAUCUUUAUUUGUUACUGUGUUUUAAAAGUAAGGGUGAUGUAUUUGUGAUGGAAAUCUGUAAGAGUGCAUAAGCCAGUCUAAUGCUUAAGGGAAGCUUUGUAUUAUAUUUUCAGUAAGACUUUGAAGCCAGGUUCUCUCUAUCCCUUGAACUGGAUGUGAAGAAGAUCCAGUGAAGAGGAUCAUUAGGUCUCUUUUGACCAUUUAUCCUUCAUCUGGACACUUAAUUCCUUGGGAACUGCCUGCUAGCAAGUUGGUUGUAACAUUUUCUAUAUUAUAGUGCUUAUGUUGCACAGGAUGUCCUGUGGUCAUGAAAUGUUUCAUAAAUUCCUUUUCCUUUUUGUAAAAUAGUUUCAAGGUGUACUUGAAAUUGAUCUGGGCCUCCUGUCUACUGUUUACCAGAGAGGAGAAAACCAUGUGGUCCCUCAAAUCUGCUCUGUCAUUUGAAUAAAAUCAUAACUGG